This is a messenger RNA of Oncorhynchus gorbuscha (pink salmon), 6980 nucleotides long. It is a transcript of the gene fignl2, whose product is annotated as fidgetin like 2. The coding region runs from base 1061 to 3196 and encodes 711 amino acids. The transcript has 2 exons. Gene Ontology annotation, molecular function: microtubule severing ATPase activity; ATP binding; ATP hydrolysis activity. The record is from RefSeq and is a predicted model, not a curated record. Lineage: Eukaryota; Metazoa; Chordata; Actinopteri; Salmoniformes; Salmonidae.
ACAGACAGACAGACAGACAGACAGACAGACAGACAGACAGACAGACAGACAGACAGACAGACAGAGUGGCAGUUUGAGGUCAAUGAUAGAAGGUGGAGGCAUUUCAUUUAGUUAACCUCGAAUGUGCUUUAUUACUGCAAACACGCACUGCGUUUUCAAUUCACGUCUGAGAAGGGAUUCUAUCAACCAUGUUGGUGUGUUUUGAGGCUUAGGGUUGUCAAAGAGAGUAAUCAUGUUUAGGCUGCCAAUAUAAUACGUUGAGAUUGUUAGGUAAACAUGAAUACACGUGUACAUCAUUUGUGAGAACAUACACAAGCACGUUUAGGAAUGAAUUCCACUACUGGCAUACUGAGGAAGUAGCUAGUACAUCAAAGAAAGAUGCUGUCCAUUUAAUGAACAGCACUUCAACCCACAACUGAGUUUGUAGGGGGAGAGGCUUCAUGCAGUCUGCAAACAUUUGAUUAGGAGCAGCAAUGAAUGGCUUUUAUAGAUGCUGCUGACGUUUUAUGUUGGGUCUUGUUUCUCCGGCCCUGGGUAGAGGGGGUGGAGUAUGUAGCUAGUUUACAGGUUUUGCUGGGUUAGGUGGGGUUGGAGGUGGACUGUGUGGCUCGCUCUCCCUGAGUACAGGCUGAUUGGAUUUAUCCAGAGAGGGAGAAUCUGUCUCCUCCUCUCCCCUCCCCGUCUCUCCAUCCUUUCUCAUUUAUCUGUCUGCUUUAAUAGGUACUCCAUCCCAGAAGGCUUGUUGCAUCCAUGUCAGUUUUGUUCCUCAGGGCGGAAAAACAUGAGUGCGGCCAGGGGAGAUGAUAGGCGGAGCUGCUGAGGAGGGAGAAGAGGGGGGAGACCCCCAGGGGAGCAGUGAAACAGCACCGGGACCUUGGCCCAUCCAGUACUAGGCUGCCUGCCAGGCUCAUGUUUCAACCUCUGCCUCAUAGAAAACCACAACACACUGACUGACAGUUCAGCUCCAGUCCACCAUAACGGAUCUAAACUCCCAGAUUCACUCAGUCAACCCGAAAAGCAAUUGUGCCAUUGGAAACUGAGGAAUACAAGCCUGUAUAAGAUGCACUGGAACCCGGAGCAUGCCCAGUCUCUCAGCCAGUGGCCUGAGCAGCACCUGGAUGUGUCCUCCACCACCUCCUCGCCGGCCCACAAGUCCGAGCUGUAUGCCGCUGGCCGCACCCACGGCCGAGGAGGCUCCACCCACGGCUACGCCUGGGCCAAUGACGACAUUGGUGCCCUAACCGCCUCCAAUCUGCUGAAGAGCUAUGCAGAGAAGUACUCUGGUGUUCUAGACUCACCCUACAACCGUCCACCGGGGCCCGCUGUAGGGGCCUACCCAGAGCCAGGGGCCUUCGGGGGCCUCAAUGGCCUCAAGACUGAGCUGGAGCCCUGGCCCCUGAGCCACAGUGCGGAGGGGCCCUACCCCGUGUCCCUGGAUGGUCUGUCAGGCCCCAAGGCUGGGGCCACAUCAGCAGGGCCCCCAGGUGCCAGCAGUGUGUCAGUGGUCAACAGUAACCUCUCAGACUCUGGAUAUAGUGGUAGCAGCUCCUGCUCUGGGUCUCACUCCGGUGACUACAACCCCCCCAGCUACAACGGUACCUACCUCUCGUCUGGGUACUGCCCCGGGCCCCUGCCUGGCUCAGCACUUCCCCCCGCCUCCCUCCACCACCCCCUCCAGCCCACGCCCACCCUGGUGCCCAGCUACUCACCCUCCACCCAAGUUUACAACUACCCGCCAACCAGCUACCCCCACCAGCCCAGCCUGGCCCCCACUUACAGCCACCCCUCUGGAGGGUACUUACACUCCGGGCUGGCCGCCCCUACUCCUCUCCCCUCCCGGCCCACCGUAGUCGGGGGUAGCUACAGCUACCAGGAGUCUGGAAGUGGGGUGAAGAGGAAGGCAUUUGACAUGUCAUUGGAAGAGGAGGGGGAAGGUUCUCGAUACAGGAAGUAUUCAGGCUACGACCCAAUGAAGUCCGGAGGAGGAGGGGACUCUCUCUCUCCCUACAGCAUGGGGGAUAAAGGAAACAUCAGAUUCACCACAGGCAGCACAGAUCCCCUGGCAUUUAAGCCCAGUAAGCCCUCCUCCCAGCCCCUGGUGUCCCCUCCCUAUAUGGUGGCUGUAGCAGGUGAAAACAGCCCAGCAGCAGGGAUGACUGGAGAGAACGGAGGAGGAGGGGGGUCAGAAAACCAGGUCUUCUCCCACUCCCAGCAGCAACAGCAGCAGCACCGCUCCUCCCAGGCUCACAACCAGAAACGCCCCUCCCUCCACGGCCAGGGCCAGCCUGGGUCUGGACCAGGGGAGACAGCCAGAAUGAAGAGUCCAGACCCCAUGGUUCUGGAUCUAGUCAAUGGGGAAGUGCUGGAUUGCAGCCCAGCCCUGCUAUGGGGGGAGCUGGCUGGGCUGACCCACGUCAAGGCUGCCCUGGAGGAGGAGCUGUUGUGGCCCUGUCUAAGGCCCAGCCCUGCCAUCCUACCCCCAGCCACCGUGCUGCUGUUCGGCCCCCGGGGAAGCGGGAAGACCACUCUGGCCCGCUCCAUGGCCGCCCAGCUGGGGGCCUCCUUCUAUAGGCUCAGCGGGGCUAUGUUAGCUUCUAAAGGCAAGGUGGAUGCCGAGGGGAUCCUGGGGGCCACGCUGCAGGUGGCUGGGGCGAGACAGCCUUCUGUUGUGCUGCUCAGUGAAGUGGAGGCUCUGGAGGAUGAGGAGGGGCUGAGGCAGGUGUUGCUAUCCGCCCUGGAGAAGGCCCAGAUGGGGUUAGGGUCGGCGGGGGGAGCGCCUGGGCUGGUGAUUGUAGUGUGUACCACUAGCAGGCCAGACCUGCUCCAGGAUACGGUGCAUCGGAGAUUCGCCAAGCACUACCACGUGGGUCUGCCAGAUGCGGGGAUGCGGAGACAGGUGCUGCUGCAGGCGCUAGUGCCCCAGGGAUGUUCUCUCAGUGACAGGGAGCUGGGGGCUGUACUGCAGCGGUCAGAGGGGUUCUCUGUGUGGGAGCUGCUGCAGCUCUGCCAGCAGGCCCUAUCCUCAGCAUCCACCUCGGGCCCUCAGGGGCCCUUACACAGCCUUUCAGGACAGGCUACGGGGCCCCCAGCCCUCAAAGACUUUGAGAACGCCUUCUGCAAGGUGCGUCCGCAGUCAAACGCCACCCCGAAAGAACUGGACACUUGUAUGGAGUGGAGCAAGGUGUACAGCCACUGAGAAGGCAGGAAGGCAGGGAGACAGCCACUGUAUGUAAUAUAAUGUAGGAGACUGUGAAUGUAAACCCUGUCUUCACUUUUGACAUGAUGACAAGUCUUGGGAAUGUUUUACUGUUUAGUUUUUUUGCAAUUACUUAUUAUUAUGCAACCAAAGGUGUUAAAUUGUCAAGAUCGAAGGUUUGGGAGAGAUGAGAAGCAGAUUUAACAUAGGUUUCUCUGGUUAGCAUGCUGAUGUUUCUAUUAAAUAUACAUAUACUUUAUUUUUCCCAAAGAAAAAGAUAGAUGAUGCCUUUGUGGACGGGGCAGUGUAUUACAGUAGUAGUUGAACCUAUAUGGUGGGAUAACUGCAUCAUUGGAGAUUACUUCUCAAAGGUUUCAAAUCCUAACUUGAGAUCUAUUUGCAUAACCUGUCUCUAAAAUCUCGACAUCAGUGCGUGAAUCACGCAAAAGCCGAGUUGAGUGCAACGUGCAUCUCUAGACAGUUAGGAUUCCACCCAAAGAUCCAUCUUUUUUUGUACUACAGGACAUACGUCAGUGAUGUGUUGUCAAGGUGACGUAGUCCAAGGUGAUGGAUCACCAGGGUCUUUAGGAACAACCUGGACUUGUCCAAUAAGAAACACUUUUUCUUUUUGCUUUCCGUUGCAAAACAGAUUGAAAAGGGGCAGGACGACCUGGACUCGUUCAAUAAAAGCAAUUCUCGUUGCAAAACAUUUUAAAACAUUUGUUUCUUCAUGAACAUGACCCAGGGAUUUUUUGAGAGAUCUCUCUGUUGUCUGACUGCUACUCUCAGGACCCUAUCUAUAACCAGUCCACUCCUGUGGUGUUUUAGUUUUCAUUGGUCAUUUGGUGUGUGAAAACAGCUUAGAAUCAAUUUGAACAACUAUAGUGGGGGUUUUGUCCACAAAAAAAUGAUCAACAAUACCUCAUUGUCUCUUAGCAUUAUGGGUUAUUAACUUAAAACACAGCUUUUAGCUUCUCACCAAAGUCAUGUCAUUGUGCUGAAAUAAUUCAACAAAAAGCAUCAUCAUCAUUUGAUCUGGUCUUAUCGUGGAAACUUUGGAUCAAUAGUCCCUCUUUCCCCUAUAGUACAGUAUCACAUCAUUCACAUCUGUUUUGGAGACAAAACCACUACAAUAGCUCAUCAACUGUGUACAUCCUGAAUGGUACUCUACGUACAAAAAAACAAACGUUAAUAUGCAACUUUACAAAAACGUUGAAAUAGAACAUAAAGGUCAUGAGACUAGGUUGUGGUUGAAUAUACAACGCUAUCAUUCAAAGCCAUGAGUAUAACAUCCACACAUACAGUAUAUUUGAACUGUGGUUUAUCACACAUUCCUCAUUCAGUGCAGUUUUCCCUGAGAAUGCUGCUUUAAUACAGCCCUAUAACACAGACAAGCACAGCAAGGCAAGAUGGCGGUAUCUUUGAUGUCUGUUUGUCUCUUUCACCUAUCUGCUUGUUUUCUUAGUAUGUAUGUAUGUAGUCUUGUUUUGAAAUGCUCAGGAAGAAUUUCUUUACCUCAAAAAAGGAAAUAAAGAAUGUAUGCAGUCUUCAGUCUUAGUGAAGAGAGUAAAAGAGGGGAGGAGGAGCUGACGAGCAUAAGGAGAAAAGACCUCACACAGUCCUGUCGUAUACACACUGCAGCUGUCUGUGCAUAUGCCUCGAGGGAGAAACUUGAAAAUGAUACAAAGAGUAACAUUGAAUGUAAUUCAGGUAUUUCAAAGGAUAUUUGAUCCCAUAAAAUCCAUGUUUUUAUUAUUAUAUAUGAAUAUAUAAAUACAAAAAAAAUCGUAUCCUUUUAUUUUUAAUGUAGAUGUUUUUGGUGGAAUAAUGUUUUGUCUUUAUGAAGUGUUAUGUAGAACACAGAAAAUAUCCCUUUUUUGCUGGACAAACUGUUUACAAAUCAACCCAAGGCAUUGUGAGUUAACAUGUCGUAUUCAUGCAUUACUGUUAAAUACAUAUUCUAUUGUUAAUAGAUGCAACUCUUUAUCGAAAUCUAUGAAUAAAAGGUGCACAUUUAUUUCCCAAACCUGGACACAGACAAGAAGCAGUAAAACCAUUGUCAUAUACAUUUCAUUCUCAUAUACAUUUAAGUGUCACAUACAUUUCAUUGUUCUAUACAGCAGAAAGAAAAUAGAAAACGAGCAAGGACCUAAAUAUGAAUCAGCUAUAUGCAGUCGGCAGCUAAUCAUGUCUAACAAUAACCAUAUAUUGUUAAUCAGUAUUAUGCAUUAUGUACAAUACAACACAAUCCUAGAUAUAACAUGACAAUCCAGAGAAAAGCGUACACACAGGGUUGUGCUAUCGCUACUACUCUGUUUAACAACAGCCUGGAAAUAUCUUGUCAUUCAGUUGAGCUGCAGGUACCGAGGUGAGGUCAUGAUUAUUGGACCGUUACCAUGGUAUGCAGACCGGAGGUACACUGGGGGAUGAUGUAAUCGUCUUCGGCUUCUUCUCCUUCUCCUGUCUCUCUUUAUCUCUCCCCAUCUCUCUCUCUCUUCUCGUUAUCUCUCUUUCUAUGUACCCAAUGCAGUUAUUAUAGAGGUAGGGUCGUCCCUAUAGCCCUAGCUGCUGGCCCCUGUGACCAUGUGGCUGGCCCCCCUCUGCCCUCUCCCUCCUCCAUUCAUCCAUCCCUCCCCUCCUCCUACCCCCUCUUUCCCUCCUCCUUUUGGAGUGGCAUUGCUCUGAUUGAUGUCCGGGAACCUAAUAUCACAACCCUGGCCUCUCUCCAGUCUCCCCUGUACAGCUGGUGGCUUCAGUCAUGCCAUAGAGCCGAGUCAAACACACUGACCCCAGGGUUGAUACACAUUUUGUAAAAGUAGUGCACUAUAAAGGGAAUAGGGUGCCAUUUGGGACACAUCGUAGGUCUAAGAAAUUGAAAAUACAUCUUCAAACUUAGCAGGAGAAAUAAGCCUUAGGGAGCCUCUGAGAGAUGGGUUUAAAUAUGUAAUCAUUUUUGUGUAAUAACAUUAAGAUACAUAAUUUAUAAGGAUCAUUAGAGGCAGUUAUAAUUUGUUUUCAGAUAGAGGCAUAUCAGGCAGGGGCAGGGGCUUGAGGCAAAUUGUCGUAGUUUAUGACAGAAGUCAUGGGAGUUUAGUUCAUGAAAGGCAGCCGAUAUCAAUACUAUCAUUGGUUAAUUUGAUGAAUUAAAAAUCUUUUUGCUAUUUCCCAGAGCUCAGAUUCACAAAAUCGUCCGUGUUUGUCAAACAUGUAGAUUUCAGAAAAACAAUCAUUUUGUUCAUUCUUCUGCCAGUUGUUUUUGUUUUUGUUUUUCAUUAAUGCAUUACCUCACUCUACAUAUGUUACUGCUUCAUGUGUUAAUCAGCGAUAAUGAGUGGGAAUAGGUCUUAUCAUUAGAGGCAUUGAUGAUUGGGUGAGGUAGUACUUCCUAAAGGAAAGUCAAAUAACCUCACAAUGUUUGACUCACGCAUGUCCUUGAUAUCAUGUUGACAACACACCUUUGUUUAACCAGUGUUGUGUCUUCUUGAAGCCAAUGAGGAAACAAAAAAAAAUACAACAGUUUGUUCAACAAAAUAGGCUUUUGUUAGCUGUUUUGAAUCUAAUAUUACAGUAACUUUGUUCUUGCUUCUUGUAUAUCUUCUGUAACCAUUUCUACCUCAUUUGGCAACAUGUUGUACAUGAAAGUAUUCAUUUCAUGUCUUUUUUUAUGUCUGUUUUCAAACUGAUAAUAAUGUUCUUGAACUGUAAUCAUGGUCUACCUCAGAAAAGACUGUAUUUUAAGAGAAGAUUAUUACACAAUAUUAAACAGAAAUAUGUCAAUAUUGGA